Messenger RNA from Bacidia gigantensis, 2484 nucleotides. RefSeq lists its product as uncharacterized. The coding region runs from base 1 to 2484 and encodes 827 amino acids. The record is from RefSeq and is a predicted model, not a curated record. The transcript is spliced from 2 exons. NCBI's taxonomy places the organism in Eukaryota, Fungi, Ascomycota, Lecanoromycetes, Lecanorales, Ramalinaceae.
AUGGCAGCGUACUAUCAGCCCGCCUACCAGCCAUUGAGUACCGGCUAUGAUCCUGCAAGCUAUCAAUACUCCGCCAACCCUCAAUACACUGCUAGUCCUUCAUCUUUCUCCAGCCAUUCAUACUUCCCCAGUCAGCAACAGACUCCCAACCAGAACUCCGACUCGGUCCCCUUAGUCGACAAGAAGAGCCCUAAUGUCUCCAUCAACUCCGUCUUCAACCGCUCGUCGCGAUCACUCCAAAAGAAUUAUACCACCAAAAGUCGGCCUAAGUCAUGGUGGUGGCACAUCCUGUCGCAUAUCGUCAGUUUCUUGUGGGUGGUGCCGAUUAUCUCUAUGUUGGUCCUCAAUUGGACACACCACAUCAUUGGCUCAAGCGUCUGGUGCCCAAUGGGCCAUUGCAGCUCCAAUUCCUGGGAGGAAGACGCCGUCACGAGAGCCGCUAAACUAGAUCGCGACGACCACAAUACCCUCGGCGCCCUCCAAUUCGUCUCCAAAAUGCUCGAAGUCUGGUUCAUGCUGAUCGCGACCGCCUUGGUCUACGACCUGGCAAUGAUCAUGGCACGCAUGGAAGGAGGUCUGCCCAUUGGCUUCAUACUAACCCAUCUGGAGUUCAUGGAUGUCCGCAAUCUGCUGAAUCGCCAUCUUUGGACCUCUCCAAUCCCUCACAGGGGUGCUUCGCGAACGCAGAAGAAGAGCAUCCUACGACUCUUCCUCUUCUCCGUCUUCGUUGCAUUCUUGACAAUCAUAGCCAACCUCAUGGGCCCAGCGGCAGCUGUCCUCGUGCUGCCCACCCUCCAAUGGAUAGACACACCUCAUCUAGCCUCUCAAGUCUACCAUAAUGCCUUCUUCCAGCAGCCUCCCCAGGGCGACUCAGCAUUAGACGGCUGCAACGCUACCGACCUCGCUGCCGGUAACUUCUCCUGCACUUACGUCAACUACGGACCAAGUCUCGAGCAAUUCGCUGCGUCGGCGUUACUGACUGUGGAUCAAAGUACCAAAGACUUCGCGCUUGACUUGGCUAGCACCUCGCAGGAGUCAGCUGUCGUCUUUCUUGUAAAUGCGACAAUGGAGAGUAAUCUUGCCUGGGCCCCCAAUCGCCAGGUACUCCAGGAGAUAUCCAAGGACCUAUUCAAAUAUGCGAUGCCGGAGAAGUGGGGCAAGCCACCGACGCCUCUGAAUGACUCGCUCAGUAUUGUCAUCAAUCGAGAAGGCCCCAGUGUAGGGUUCAACGCGUAUUGUAGCGCAGGCAAUGUUUCCGUGACGAACGUGGCGGAUGAUAAGCAGAUUGCAUGUUUUGAUGGCUGGAGCAUUGACGGCAUCAACAACUACACCAAGUGCUAUCGUGUAGGCCAAGGUUUCGGCGCCACAAAUAAAGCCUCCCGAUUCCACAUCGACAAUUACGCCGUGGACUCCAAUGUCAACAACACGGCUGUCGACGUCUUCUUCUCCGACAAAGCCACCUACUACAACCCCACAACCGACUUCAACUCCGGCAUCAAAGCCUGCCUCUCUGCCUCCGCCGCCCCAUCCUGCGAUUGGGACCGCAUCUUCUCCACCCCCGUCCCCUCCGAUCUGCGCAACAUGUCCACGAAUGUAGCCGUAACAUCCUACUCCAUGAUCCCAGCCUUCGACCCCUCCGAGAUGGGCGCCGGCGGCCCCUCCGCCCGCCUCUUCUGCGACCACGUAUCCUACAUAAACUUCCCAACCUACACCUUUGACGCCUCAACCUCCACGAACCCGCUCCAACUCGUGCGCAUGACAAACCUGGAGCUCAAGAACCCCGACCCCAUCGUCAUGGACCCAGACUGGUUCCUCGCCACCUGGUCUGUCGACCGCAACGGCAGUGCAAGCAGCUACCACAAGAUGUCGCAGGAAAUAAUGCGCACGGUGCCCCUCGCCUGGGCGGACGGUAUGAGCAAUACCAGCUAUUUCGCCCAGGAGAUGAAUAUGCUACAGCUCUACUCGCUUACGCAGAUGAUGUCCAUGGUGCGCUGGCGAAACACCACUCUUCCCUCCCCAUCAUCGUCCUCCACCCCUUCACUCGCCCCCACCGAUACCGUCCUCAAAACAUGGGCAACCCGCCACGUAUGGGCCUACUCCCUCAAUUCCCGCACAUCCAAACUCGGCGCCGCCGUCGUCCUGACGGGCUGUGCCUGCGUCCUCUUCCGCCUCUUCCUCGGUGCCUUUUUCGGGAAACGCGAACAUAGUCCUAUUGACUUGUUCGUGGCGGCGCUGCAGCAUCAGCCGCAGGGGGAAUUCGACGGGAUGCAUGAGAAAGACGGGAGUGUGGGGAGCGGGGCGAAGGUUAGGUACGUGAUGGAGGAGGAUGAGAAUGGUAAGCCGCGGUUUGUGCCGGAGCGGAGCUAUAUGGGGGAUUUUGGGCGGGAGGCGACGAGGGGGUGGAGCUGGGGGCGACGGAGUACCUGGAGGAGUUUGGGUAGUAGUGGUGGUGGCGGUGGUGGUGGGGCAGGAAAUACGCCAUGA